Molecule: messenger RNA, 6895 nt
Organism: Phyllotreta striolata
Lineage: Eukaryota; Metazoa; Arthropoda; Insecta; Coleoptera; Chrysomelidae
Source: the annotation of a GenBank genome assembly
GGAAAAGUUCGCGUGCGGGCACGGACACGAUACAACACUCAGUGAAUUGCAACAUUUUCUACAGCAAUUUCCCAUCGAAAUUGCACCAGCUUCCAGUGCACUUUUAUUCCAUCAAAACCUCCAAAUUCAUUCUCCAGAGGCUACCAACGGUUCACCCAACAUGGUGGAGUCCUCCAACACGAACCUCUCCCCCGACGAUGUGGUGAUAUCAGGCAUGUCCGGGUACUUCCCCAACAGCCGGAACAUCGAGGAAUACAGCAGGGCCCUCUACAACAAGCAACUCCUGGUCACUCCCAAUCGCAUCAAAUCGGACAUCCCCGACUUCCCCAAGCGCAUGGGCACCCUCAGGGAACUCGACCAAUACGACGCCGGCAAUUUCGGCGCCCAUUGGCGCAUAGCCAACUUCGCCGAGCCGACGUUGAGGUUCGCCUACAUGGCCGUCUACGAGGCCAUCUUGGACGCCGGCAUGAACCCGUCGGAUUUGCAGAACCGAAGGGUCGGGUUCUUCUCGGCCGCCUGCAUGAUGGGCGAGAGCGAGGUGUGGCUGAAGACCCAUCCGAAGCGGCAGUUUCCCUUCUACGGGCUGACGCGGUACUCCCUGGGCGCCAGAAUGUCCUACAUCUACAAGACCAAAGGCCCGGUGGUGUCCUCCGACUCGGCCUGCAGCAGCUCCACCAACGCCAUCGACUUGGCCUUCAAGGAAUUGAACACCGACAACUGCGACACGGCCUUCGUCAUCGGCUGCAACUCCUGCCUGCGCGAGGGCUCCACGCUCCAGUUCCUGCGGUUGGGGGUGUUGAACACGUGCGGCAUCUGCAGGAGCUUCGACGCGAAGGCCAACGGCUACGUGAGGGCGGAGGCGGUGUGCGUGCUGGUGCUGCAGAAGGCCCGGCUGGCCAGGAGGGUGUACGCGCAGGUGGUGGCGGUGAAGUCCAACUGCGACGGGUACAAGGAGCAGGGCAUCACCUAUCCGUCGGGCGACGACCAGCGGGCGCUGUUCGAGGAGACGUUCGGCGAGUUGGGCGCGAAGCCGGAGAGCCUGAGCUACAUCGAGGCGCACGGAACCGGUACUACUGUGGGCGAUCCGGAAGAAUGCGCAGCUAUCGACAGCUUCUUUUGCAAGAACAGAAAAACACCGCUGCCCAUAGGAUCGGUAAAAUCGAGCAUAGGACACACCGAGCCGGCUUCGGGAGUAUGUUCGGUGGUGAAGGUGCUUCUGAGCUUCGAAACCGGCUUCGUAUCGCCCAACGUGAACUUCGACGCCCCCAAUCCCAAGAUCACCAGCAUCGUGGACGGCAGAUUGAAGGUCAUCACCGACACGAUGAAGAUCGAAGAGGACCUACCACUCGUCGCCAUCAACAACUUCGGCUUCGGGGGCAGCAACGUGCACUUGUUGCUGAGGCCCUUCCAACCGUUGAGGAUCAAAGGCGACGACAUCGAAACGCCCCGAUUGGUCUUCGUCAGCGGCAGAUCGGAGGAGGCCGUGGACUGUCUAUUGGACGACAUCCGAAGCCAUCUAGACGUCGAUCAGAUCAAAUUGUACCACAGCAUAUUUUGCAAAUACCUGCCGAGUCACGCGUACAGGGGUUACACGAUAGUUUCGAAAACCGGGGAACUACAGAGGGCGUUGUACACCGUAAAAGCGUUGAAAGUACCACCGUUGGUACUCUCCUUCGGCGAGUACGCCUCCUGGGAGGCGGAUUUCCACCGGUUUAUGUCCGUACCGACCUUCAGCGAGACCAUUCGAAGAGCCGAGAGAAUACUGGGCGAGCUAAAACCGCCUCUAAACGAGGCCAUUUUGGGACGGGACGGCGACGCGAGGCGGCGAUAUUCCAUCGCGGGCGGCCUAAUCGCGCAGGCCGCGCUAGCGGACGCGUUAAAGGCUCUAAAUAUGAACGUAAAGGUCGCAAGAGGGCGCUCUUAUGGGAUGCUAAUAAGGGCUUAUUACGACGACGAUUUGACGUUAGAGCAAGUCGUUAGAGCCGGUCUGGUUCUCAACGAGCACGUCAACGAAACCGCCUCGCCGAAGAUGGGACAACCUGUAUCUUCCAAAGAAGUGGAAUUGGCGUUUAACACUAACAGAAACGGACUGGUGAAGAAUUUACGAACUGUUCUACCUAAAGCUUUAUCGGACGGAUUUAUCGAUGAAAUAUUGAAAAGAAACCACGAAAUGUAUGGAAAAUCCAUCGAAACCCAAUGCGUAAUUUUCGAAAUAGGCGAAAGCAAUUUAAAAGACGCCAUCAAGACCUUCGAAAAUGUCCAAUUGUACAAUUUCCGCGAUUUCCAGAGUUUCCUAGAAUGCCUGGGAAACCUCUAUUUCGUCGGGCACUCGUCCAGCCUGGACCGAUUGUACCCGAAGAUCGAGUUCCCGGUGCGCAGGGGAACCCCCAUGAUAUCCAGCAAGAUCAAGUUCAACAAGAAAAAAUGGUGGAUAUUCGAGGAAACGAUGAUGACGGGCCGCAAGGCCAAUAAAUUCUACCACGUUGACACCACCAAGGUGGCCUGGCAAUACGUCACAGGCCACGUGAUAGACGGCAGGAACCUCUUCCCCGCCUCCGGCUACCUCCACCUGGUCUGGAACAGCCUCACCGGCUGGGGCCUCAGGUUCCAAUCGAUCGUCUUCGAGGACUGCCGCUUCAUCCGCGCCACCACCCUCAACAACCAAGGCGUCUCCUUCAAGAUCCAAUUCAGCCCCAGCGGCCGGUUCGAGAUCUCCGAGGGCGGCUCCCUCGUCGUCUCCGGCAAGAUGUUCAUCAACAAGGACGGCAACGAACCCCUCGCCCCCCUCCGACCGCCCCCGCCCGCCGACAAAGUCGUCACCUCCAAGGACAUCUACAAGGAACUGCGAUUGAGAGGCUACAAUUAUAGUGGCGGCUUUAGGGGGCUGCGAGACGCCCGAAUCGACGGUACCGCGAGUACCGUGGUGUUCAAACACAACUGGGUGACGUUCCUGGACAAUCUGUUCCAACUGAAGAUCCUGUCGCAGGACUCCAGGCAGCUGUACGUGCCGACGUUCAUCGAAAAGAUCACCAUCAACUGCAACGAAUUCUUCAAGGAGAUCAAAGCCGACACCGACGAUGAACAGUUGCUGGAGGCCUUCUACUGCAAGGACACGGAUUGCAUAAGGACGCUGGGAGUGGAAAUCAAAGGUCUCCACGCCAGCGCCAUACAGAGAAGGAAGAACCUGAGGAUACCGGUACUGGAAUCGUACGAUUUCGUACCGAACCACGACGUUCGUUUGAGCUACGAGGAAUCAAUGAGGGUGAACACGCAGAUCGUGCUCGAGAACAGCAGGUUUCAGAGCGUCAAAGUCGUGGAAAUCGUCGACGAGGAAACUGCCGAGGAACCGACGGUGCUGUCGGAGAUGAUCGUGCAAUCGUUCCAGGACCAACCGUUGAUCCAGGCCAACGCGACCGUUCUGAGCCCGAUGACUUUGACCACGACGAUCAACGUGGAGAACAGAAGCAUCGAGGAGGAGAAAGACUGCGAAUUGAUCGUGGCGUCGAAGCUUCUACAACGACCAGAACUGUUGAAGAACGCCUUGAACUCGCUCAAAACCAAAGGUUUCCUCAUAUCCAGAGAACCAUUAGGCUUCAACCCCAAAUCCUUAACAGACGAUAAAAUAACGCUAGUAACAACCCACCACACCGAUAGAGAAACUCUGGUACUGUUGAACAAAACCGAGACCAAACCACCAGCGACCUACGUAGAGCUCGACGACGAAGAGGAAUUCGCCUGGUUGCCCCAACUCCAAGCGACUAUGAAAGAGUCCAACAACGUGGUGGUUUACUCCCAGAACGACCCGACCAACGGCAUACUGGGCUUCACCAAUUGCCUGGUGAGAGAGCCUGGCUGCGGUCACGUCCGGUGCGUGGCCAUCUUGGACGACGGAGUGGCCUUCGAGCCAAGCUCCGAGCUGUUCGCGAACCAGCUGAGGAAGAACCUCACGGUGAACGUGUACAAAAACGGCCGAUGGGGCACCUACAGGCACCUGCUGUUGGACGAGGACCAGAAGACGGACAACGAACACUAUCUGGCCAAGAUCAUGGUGCGAGGAGAUUUGUCCACGUUCAAAUGGGUGCAGGGACCUUUGAGCCUCAACGCGCCUCUCAAAGCCGACGAGACUUUGGUUCGGAUCAACUACUCGUCGAUCAACUUCAAAGACAUCAUGACGGCCACGGCGAAGCUGAACCUGGACAGCGUGCGCACCGAUCGCUUCCAGGACACCAUCGAAGGCUUCGAAUUCUCCGGAGUAGACCAAAAGGGGCGGCGCGUGAUGGGCCUGAAGAUGGGCGGGCUGUCCAACAUGGUGGCGGCCGACGUGCACUUCACCUUCCCGGUGCCGGACGAUUGGACGCUGAAGGAGGCGGCGUCGGUGCCGAGCGUCUACAGCACCGUGGUGUUCGCGGUGUUCAUGAGCGGCCGGAUGCAGAAGGGCGACUCGAUCCUGAUCCAUUCGGGGAGCGGCGGCGUCGGCCAGGCCGCCAUCCACCUCUGCCUCCGCUACGGCUGCGAGGUGUUCACCACCUGCGGUACCGCCGAGAAAAAGGAGUUCCUGCUGAAGAAGUUUCCCGGAUUGAAACGUUCGCACGUGGGGAACUCCAGGGACACCACCUUCGAGCGGAUGGUGCUGCGCGAAACCGACGGCAAAGGCGUGGAUUUGGUGAUCAAUUCGCUGUCGGACGAGAAGCUGAUGGCGUCGGUUAGGUGCCUGGCGACCGGCGGCAGGUUCCUCGAAAUCGGCAAGUACGAUCUCGGCAACAACACGCCCUUGGAUCUGCUCCUGUUGGAGAAGGAAGCCUCGUUCCACUCCAUCUGUCUGGACAACUACUUCUACCAGACGACGCCCAUGAAGGAAAAGUUGAAAAACCUGCUGAACGAUUGCAUCAAACAAGGCCUCGUGAAGCCUUUGGACGUGACCGUUUUCGACGUCCACGACAUAGAGCAAGCCUUCAGGUUCAUGACCAGCGGCAAGCACAUGGGAAAGGUCCUCAUAGAGAUCCAACCGGAGGGAGCGCCGCUCAAACAAAUCGUCAGCAAUCCCAGGUGGUUCUGCACGCCGAACAAGUCCUACGUGAUCCUCGGCGGUCUCGGCGGCUUCGGCCUGGAGCUGGCCGACUGGCUGAUCCUGCGCGGCGCCACCCACUUGGUCCUGUCGUCGAGGAGCGGCCCGAAGAACGGCUACCAAAUGAGCCGGGUGCGGCGCUGGCGCGACGACUACGGCGUCGCGGUGCUGAUAUCGCGCGCCGACGUCUCCACCAAGCAGGGCUGCGAGGAACUGAUCGCCCAGGCGAACGCCGCGGCGCCGGUGGGCGCCGUCUUCAACCUCGCCGUGGUGCUGCGCGACGCCAUCUUCGACAACCAAUCGAUGGACUCGUUCAAGACGUCGUUCGCGCCGAAAGCGCGCGCCGCUCGCUACCUGGACGAGAUCACCAGGAGGUCGUGUCCGGAGCUGGAACAUUUCGUGAUAUUUUCGUCGGUGUCCUGCGGUCGAGGCAACGCCGGCCAAACCAACUACGGCAUGGCCAACUCGGUGAUGGAGAGGAUCUGCGAGCAACGCAGGAGCAUCGGCUUACCGGCUGUAGCCAUACAAUGGGGCGCCAUCGGAGAUGUCGGUCUGGUGGCGGAUUCGCGCGAGGACGACGGCAAAGAGAUCGCCAUCGGCGGUUCGCUGCAACAGAAGCUGUCCAGCUGUCUGCAGGUGAUGGACCUGUUGCUCACCCAAGGCCGAUCGGCCGUCGUCUCCAGCGUGGUGGUGGCGGAGAAACGGAGCGCCUUCGGCGGCGAGAACAUGUCCGAGGCCAUCGCGAACAUACUCGGACUGGACCUGAAGACCGUGCAGAACACGCAGACGUUGGCCGAGCUCGGCAUGGACUCGAUGACCACCGUGGAGAUCAAGCAGAUGCUCGAAAGGGAGCAGGGCGUGUUCCUGUCGGCGAAGGAUAUCAGAACGUUGACGUUCGGAAGGAUAAAAGAGCUGGAAGAGGAGAAGAGCAACAGCGACAAGCAGGGGCAAAACGAGGACAUCGUCGGCAAAAGCAUAAGUUACCUGUUGGAAGCGGUAACGAAGGAUUCACCGAUGCAAGUGCAACUGCAAUUGGAAUCCAACGCUCCGGCUGGGGACGCCAAAGUUCCGGAAAUCAUCAUGAUACCCGGCAUCGAAGGGAUCACCACCAUCUUGGAGCCGCUGGCGAAGAAACUGGACGCGCGCGUCACCGCGUUCCAGUUCGAUUUCGAGCAUCCCGCCGACAAUGUUCCCGAUAUGAUCCAGAACGAAAUCGAGUAUAUCCAGAGCAACUUCGAUCGCAGCAAACCGGUGUGCAUCGUCGCCCAUUCCAGCGGAACGAUGCUCGCCCUGGAAAUCGUCCAUCGUCUGGAACAAAUCGGCUACCAGUUCAAUUUGAUUUGCUGCGACGGUUCCACCACCUUUACCAAGCAAUUGUUGCCUUCGACCACCGACGGGGACUUCGACACGGCCUUCUUGCUCAGAUCUUUGGACUAUUUCCUCACGUUGGAGAUCAAAGAAGCCAUCAUGCAGAAGACCACAUUGAGCGAGAAAACGGAAGUGGCCUGUGACCUGAUAGCCCCGAUGAUGAAGAUCACCAAGGAGCAAUUGAAGAAACUCCUGGGGGCGUUUAUGAAGCGAGGAAAGGCGUUCAACGAUUUCGACGGGAAAUAUUCGUUGAAAUCGAAGGUGACGCUGUUGAAGGCCAGCACGAAGGUCGUCGCGGCGCUGUCUGACGAUUACAAUUUAGGCGAAUAUUGCGGGGCGGCCGUGCAAACGAUCGAAAUCGAAGGAGACCACGUUUCGAUGCUCUACAACGAUCGGGUGGCUGCGUUUAUUAACUCUGUUGCGCUUAAUUAGGAUUUCAAUAAAUGUUCUAAUAAUAAUUAA